AUGUCUUUUGCUAUCGUGCGACCAACUCCUGGUCACUUCCUGUGCUCUGAGAUCAGCAUGCUGUCCGAGGACGAUGAUAAUGGCAGCGAGGGUUCUGGAUCUGACGACAAAUCCUUCUGUAUGGCUGGCAAUGGCUACAACGCCUUUAAGUUGGGUGCUCGCAAAAAGAGAUACAGCUGCCGAUCGAUAGAGAUUCCCACAGAUUUCCGUCCCCAGAUCACUGAGGUGAGACAGCGGAACACAGCAAAUGCUCGAGAGCGGGAUCGCACAAAUAGCGUGAAUACAGCUUUUACUGCUUUAAGGACACUGAUACCUACCGAACCAGCCGACCGGAAACUGUCCAAGAUUGAAACGUUACGGCUGGCCUCAAGCUAUAUUUCUCACCUGGGGAACAUCCUGCUGGUUGGAGAGGAGUGUGGAGAUGGCCAGCCCUGUCUCAGGAGCUCUGGAGCCUUGUAUCAUCACCAUCACAACCUCCAGAAGAGCACAACGCCUAGCCCAGACUCAGAGAACUCCCAGCCCAGACAGAUCUGCACCUUCUGCCUCAGUAACCAGAGACGCCUGAACAAAGACAGAGAAAGAAAAGCAGCAUUAAGAAGUUAAUGCUGAGGAAAAGAGAGGAGAGCAUUCCCAUUGCAUCUUUCAGAAGAAACUCAUCUGACCAAAGUGCACAUUUGAUGUAAAUUUGCUGUAAAUAAGCUCUUGAAUGUACUUCUGCUUAAUCCAGUUACAACACUAUAAACAGGGGCAAAAGGUUACACCUGGACUUGAAGAUUUAAAAAUAGCAGAAGACAAAGAAGAAUGCAAGGAGGAACUUGUUGCAACAACUAAAUCACAUCACCUAACCAACAUGGAACCAACAAUCACACCAACAUUUUUGUCCCUUUUUCCCCUAUGAUAUUGUGUAUGCACUACAUGAAUGUUAUUUUCUAUACAGUGGCCCCAAAAAGUAUUUGGACACUUUUGGACCAUUAAGUUACACAUAAAAGUGUCUGAAUGUCAUUGCAUGAGCAUUCGCAAACAAAUGUCAAAUUGAUUUUUAUUGGAUGUGUGAAGUUACCCUCAAGUUCACACAGGUGUCCUAGCUGAGUAACUGAAAGGGGUCAUGUCUUGAGAAAUCAAAUUGUCCUUGAUAUUUUGACAUAUAAGAGGUCAUUGUUCUAUAAAAACAUACGUU
Molecule: messenger RNA, 1177 nt
Organism: Xyrauchen texanus (razorback sucker)
Lineage: Eukaryota; Metazoa; Chordata; Actinopteri; Cypriniformes; Catostomidae
Gene: scxb
Product: scleraxis bHLH transcription factor b
Exons: 2
Coding region: 1-603 (200 amino acids)
Biological process (GO): developmental process; regulation of transcription by RNA polymerase II
Molecular function (GO): protein dimerization activity; DNA-binding transcription factor activity, RNA polymerase II-specific; RNA polymerase II transcription regulatory region sequence-specific DNA binding
Source: RefSeq, a predicted model, not a curated record